Molecule: messenger RNA, 8601 nt
Organism: Malaya genurostris
Lineage: Eukaryota; Metazoa; Arthropoda; Insecta; Diptera; Culicidae
Product: prominin-like protein
Exons: 16
Coding region: 863-4369 (1168 amino acids)
Cellular component (GO): membrane
Source: RefSeq, a predicted model, not a curated record
UCAGUUUCAGUCAGUCGCAGAGAGUCGUUAGUCCAGUGUGGUUCGAUUGCCGUUCACUUGCGGUGUCGCCGCCGGAUAGGGCUUUUUGCUCUUGUUUUUUUUCGUUCUGUUUGCAACAUAAAAAGGUUCGGAUGUUUUGCGCGUGUAUAUGUGUGGAUUUGAAUAGAUUGGCUGCUGUAGUAGGGCUGUUGGAUGAAAAAUCUUAAGUGCUCUGUGUGUGGAAGGAAGCUGAGACGACAAUCCUGCAGAAAGGAAUUGCAGUGUUUUGUUAUCCUUUUGGCAUUUGGCAUUCGAUGAAACGGCACUCCGUUGUACUCCUAGUUUAAAAAAAAAUUCUGUGCUGGGCUGUUUUUUUUAAAUAGUGAUCAAUGAUGAUGGGUUUGAAUGAGAUGUAGAAAAAAAAAUCAUAAUCGAUCCGUGGCCUGUGCUUGUGACGGGGAAGCAUAGAUGUGUUAUCAAAGUGGAUACCUUUUAUAAGUGAAGAGUAAUGUUUUUGCGUUCUGAAAGAACGUUUCCGGUAAUUAUCGUGCUUCGAAGGUGGUAACUAAGCCGGAUUGAAGCACAUUAGGAUUGAUGUUAUGUGAUAAUUCUUGCCUACAAGUGUUGGUCUUUUGUUAGGUGAAAAAACGGCAGACAUCGCCUUUAUCUUGUUUUUUUUCUAUCCCAAACGGGUGAAUUCGUGGCACAACAGUGAACAGUGGUGUGUUGGUGUUUUUCUGUUUGCUUGCGAGGGACGGUUGCUUAGGAUUUUGUCCCUUUCAGGAACGGAACGGAAGGCGUUUGCCAACGAAUCUGAAAAAAAGAUUGAACCGUAAUUGAAUCAUUCCUGCCGAGUCACGCUUCGGGCCUUCCAUCAUCCGCUAUGGGAGUGCCGAGAAACCGAAGCUUCAGAACCAGCACCAGUGCACCGGUGCUCCGAAUUCGCCAUUCGUCGCGUCCUCCACGGAAUAACGAUACUGUCAGUAACAGCAGCAACAGCAGCAGCAGCUGUAGCGCACGGAACGGUGCUGUGGAUGUCACUUCCGUUUUCACCAACAGCACAAGUAGUAAAAGUAGCAGUAGAAGCAUCAACAGCCAACUCGCCAUCCGAACCCGCCAUUCGUCGCAGUCAAGCAGUCAUUCCUCAUCCUUCUCCCCCUCAGCAGAUAUGAUGAUCUCAACGCGAAGCUGGCAAAGUUCCCGGCCCAUCAGCGGUCCUUUACUGAUGUUCGUCGUCGCAUUGCUCAUUACCGUAUUUAGCAGUAGUGUCCUGCUGGUGCAGGCCGAACACAUCCUGAAGAUCCACACGACUGAGUUUUCCAAUAUUAGCGAAACGCCCAAAUAUGUCAGCUCAACGGCGUACAACGCCCGCGGAAUGGCUCCGUUGUACAACAUUACCAGUCUGGUGACGAAACUUUUUGUCAGUACGGCACCGGUUCCGGAAGGCUAUCUCAUUGUCCGGGAAGGUGACAUCCAACCGGGACCGAAUGUGCAGGAAAACAAUUGGGGACCGCUGCUGCGGGAGUACUGGGCCGUGCUGCUGGUGGUGAUCCUCUGCGUCCUGCUGAUCGUGCUGAUGCCCUUCAUCGGCUUGUGUUUAUGCUGCUGUCGGUGUUUUGGCGAAUGCGGUGGCCGCACGCAGCCCUUCGACAAGAAACACGACACCUGCCGACGGGUGCUGCUGGGUUUGGUUUUGAUCUGCACCACAUCCUCGCUGGUGUUUGGCGUUGUGGUAGCCUAUGCCACCAAUAGCUACCUGCAGCACGGUGUGGAGAACAUCACGACCUCGGCACGGCACGGUGUGGACGACACACGUGAGUUCCUGCAAACGACCUCGCGACAAAUUUCGCAACUGCUGGACACCAACUAUCAAGAGCUGAGCGUCCAGCUUAAAAGGACACUGAACGAAGCCUCGGACAUUAUUAUCCAUCGAUUGGAGGAAGAAUCGAAGGCGGAAAAACUGACGACGUUGAACGAAUUCAUCGAGCAGCUACCGACUAUCAAGCAGGACCUUGACCGAAUGACAUUGUUAACCAAGGAGCUGCGAGUGAAUGCUUCCCAACUGAAUGAUGGACUUCGAGGCGUCAAGCGUGAAUUGCUUGCCUCCCUGACCAAAUGUAAUACCAAGGAUUGUGUUGACAUCAUGGAGAAGUAUAAAAUUGGACGUUUGGAUACCAACGGAAUCGAUUACAACUCGAUACAAGACAGAUACUUCCCAAGGCUACCGGAUUUGACAGAUAUCACAAAUAGUGUAGCGGAACUGCUCACCGGAAAUAUCGAACAUGCCGUCAAGGAGGGCGUAGACCAGUUGGACAAUCUGAAGAAAACGUUGAAGCAAACCGUCCGGGACAAUAUUCCACUGGUGACGGCAGCGGUGGAUUCUACCGGACGAGCCAUCAAAUCCGCUUCGAACAAGUUGACAACGCAGUUGAACGGGGCAUCGAACACCAUCGGCAAUAAUACCUAUAAACACCUGGACACGGCCGAUGAUUACAUUGCCCAGUACGGAAUCUACCGCUAUUAUGUCGGAUUGGCCAUCAGUUCGGUGUUGCUGCUGAUUUUAAUGUGUCUCGUGUGCGGUCUGCUAUGCGGAAUAUGUGGCAAACGACCCGAUGGCUAUGGUGACGAUUGCUGCAACAAAGGCGCGGGAGGUCGAUUCUUGAUGUUUGCCGUGGCCAUCAUUUUCCUAACAUUCUCGGUGAUGCUGGCGCUAAUGCUAGUUUCAUUUUUGCUGGGAAGCGUCGCUCGCCGAGGGGUUUGUGAUUCGCUGAAGCAACCUAGGGAUAGUCAAAUAAUCGAGUAUAUGGACACCUAUUUUAACUUCAACAAGCAAUACGAGCAAAUCCGAACGCAGAGUGCUCGGUCCGAGUGGAAGCUGCAAUCAACAAACCGAGACGUGGAUCCUAUUCACAUAGUGGAAGUUAUUGAAUCUUGCAGCGCUAAUAAUUCGGUUUAUAAGGUUCUCAAAUUAUCAAACUUCUACGACAUCAAAGAGAUACGACAAUUUCCGGAGGAUUAUGGAAUCGUUCGAGAACUGAAUACUCUCCAGAAGAAAAUCCAAAUCGACAAGGUCGUCAUUCUGGGCGAUGAAGCCAAGGCCGAUAUCGAAAAGCUACAGCAUUCGGAACUGAACCAGUUCGAAGCGUACAAAUUUGUAGACAAUCUCACACCGAACAUAACACAAAGCAACUUGAACGAAAUUGCCGACAAACUGCGGGACGUAGCCAACAAGCUAUCCUCGAGCAAGGAUGUAAACGAGAUUAAAGUCAGCUUGAAAAAUCAAGCGCUUCACUUAUCCUCCUACCAAUCUAAUCUAGUCGAUCCGAUGUUGCGCUCUACCAACGAGCUGGUUAGCCUGUCAACGACGUUGGACCGGAACCUGAAGUUCGGAAAGCCAUCAUUCGGAGAAGCGAUUGGUGAUUUCCUCACGGAAAUCAAGAAUGCCGAAGAGUACAUCAACGAUCAGGGGCAACCGUUCGUGGAGAAGGUCGUCGGAGAGCUCAUCGAUGGUUUCCUCAGUCAGAUUCAUUCCUACCUGGAGCUGGUGAUUGAGCAUACCACCAAGGAAAUCGGUCGCUGUGGUCCACUGGCGAAUGUGUACCAAUCGAUGACGGUGGCCACGUGCAAUCGGGUCGUGGACCCAUUCAAUGGCUUCUGGGCUGGAGUCGGCUGGUGUUUAGCCAUUUUCCUGCCAACCAUCGUACUGUGCGUGAAGCUAUCGACGCUCUACCACAAAUCCGAUCCCUAUCCCGGACCGCUAGUCGAAUCAGAGUAUUUGUACGAUGCCUACAGUGAACGAGACAAUAUACCACUAGCGAGUGGACCAAAGAACAAACGUCGUAAGAAGAACGAUCGUCGUCGGGAUUCCCAUGAUCGACGUGACGUGUACUACGAAGACGGCAGUCCUUCGGGAGGACACAGCCGGGAACCCAGAUAUAACGACAUGGCACCAAAUCCAGUGUCUCAAAUGCCAUCAAUACUAACCACUAGCAGUAGUAAGGAACGUGAAAUGUCCUUGAGUCCACCGGAUUCUCCGGACGUUGGCAUGUCGUCUCUGAAGAUGGCAAGUCGUCCUCCGUCACCGAACCGGCUGCUCAGUCGGCUAUUUCAACGGUCGUUUUUCGAAGAAUUCCAGAAAAUUAACAGGGAUAGCAAGUACCGACGAGCCGGCGACGAAGAAGAAACCCAAUUCGGCUGGGGUCAAAGUGCAAGCCGUAGCAAUAGCAGUAUUGGUUCGGUCGGGAUUUUGGCAACCCGUACUCCGUCGCCUCUCGACUUUCGGGCGAUUUCGUUCCGCCGACCACGGUCACUGAUCGAUGAUCUCGACAGAGGAAAACCAGACGGACGACGGACGUCUUCGCGGGCAGACGACGGUCACGAGCGGUACUGAUGUUAAAGACACAAUACAAUGUAGCCGACUGAACCAGAAAGAUCGCCAAUCGCGAGCUUCCAAAACUUAAUUAUCAACUAACAAAACAGGAACUGGGACGGUGCUCCUCCACGCUACCAGAAUCCUCCGAUGGCUCCACCGGCAACCGAAUACGAGCGUCCACCACCCUACUACUAUCCGGGAGCUCCCAGCGAGCAUGAGUAAACCGAGUCGAACCAGUGUUUGUUUUUUGUCUCUGUUUUGCUCGAGAGAUUAUGGAGAUUUGCUGCCAAACAAAAAAAAGAAAUGAUACUUGAUAACAAAACAACAUUUUUAACUGAACAUGAACUGCUGCGCGAGUACUGACGAAGUUUUCUAGGAGUAGUAGUAAUUCCGACCCGGAUAGGAUGCCUCACCGCAGCGACGGAAACAGCCUGCCUUUCCGCUGUUUAGACGAUAAAAAAAUAACCAUUUUUUUAAAUGGAAACUCCUGUUUUUUCCCCACAACUUGUAUCUAGCAAAAUGUAUUUUCCUAUAUUACUGUCAUUACUAUUAAUUAUACUAGACGUCAUUGCUGGCCCAAUUGGAAUCCUGUAGCUGAUUGUUUAUUUUAUUGAAGGUAAAUGUAUAAAGCGGAACAAAAAAAAACGGUUUAUAUCCAUUCCAAAAAUUUGACUGCUUAGGACAUGCAUUUGCUCAACGCGAAACGGAAACGCGAGAAAUGGACCCCUCCCUUUUUUUGAGUAGCAAAGUGCGGCAUGAGAUUAUUGCACAGAAGACCAAAUAAAAUCGAGUUUGUUGAAUUUGAAAACUGCCAUCGUUAGUCCUAGAACCACUAAGUAACCUCUAAACUAAUUUCUAACACAACAAAAAAAAAAUACUUGAAUGCUCACACAUCAAAUACGAAUUCUGUCUGUUCGAAAAAAAAAAAAACUAAAUCUUGAUGUGCACAGAAAUCGAAAAACAUCACAUUUCAAUACUUCAACCAAUAACUCACUCGUAUCAAAAUGAUGUAUCACAUACCUAGUGUAAUCUAAAUCAAUUCUAGCGAUGAUAUUAGUGUGGGAUUCGGUUAAGUGGUCCUAACCAACCAACCAACCAACCAACCAAAACAAAACAACCAACCAAUCAAGCCAAUAACAGUUAAAUAAGUAACAUUUGCUCCCAUUGAUUAGCAGUCGUUUGUGGGGACUAAUUUGUAAUUGAUUUUUUUUUGUUUGUUUUCGAUAUGCGUGGGAAACGGAUAGUAGAUAAAAGGCUGAUUAGCUCGUAGAUGAACUGAAACAUGUGAAUGGAAGAUCUGAAGGUUGACUAAAAGUUCAAUUGGUACGCACGAAACAAACCUGUAAUUUGUGAUUUAAUUAGUUAAAAAAAAGUCCCAUAAUAGUUGCUAUACAGUACUUUUAUUAAGCGUUGUAGGGUUCAAAUGAAAUCUCAAACCCUUCUCACGAAGAAAUCCAUCGGCGCCCACUUUUACUGGAAGUCGCUGCUUUGCAGUUACACAAUAUUUGUUCCGAGUGGUUUAAAUUCGGAGUAACAAAAUCGAUCUAGUUGGCAGUAUAAUUCUACUGCAGUGACUACUAGCCAAAACCUAGCAAAAUUUGACUUUUUCCUUAUGCUUACAGAUGAACGACAAUAUACUAUGCUUUUUGAGGAAAUUUUCGAUGUAAACUUCGGAAGUCAUCGUUGACGAUGCUGACGAUGAAUGAUUCCGUUUUCAAGCCAAAACAACAAAUCGCGAACUUCAAUCUUCCCGGCAAAUCCUCGCAUCCAGUGGUGAUUGUUAUUUAAAAGUUUUUUCAUUGACAUAAAAUAAACGAAAAUGACGAGAAAUAAAUGUCACUCUCAGCUUCGCAGUCGCAAAUUAUGAAAACGAGUUCCAGGUCUCGACAUAAGCAAAACCAUAGUGUCAAAAUUGUGUUCCUUCUUUCAUUUUCCCUUUCAGUCAUUUAUGGGCAGAGAUGCCAGGUCUGCAGAUUUGUCUGCAAAUCUGCAGAUUUCGUAUGAAGUGCUGCAGACAUUUUUUGUUGCAGAUUUUUUUUUUCAAACUUCUGAAAAUCCGGUUUUUCGCAGACUUUUGUUAAAAUUUACAGAAUUUUCAAUUGGCCUGUUUUUUUUUUGCUCACCAAGCCAGUCUUGUGUGUCAUAUUUUAUAGAGAAAUGAAAGUCCGUCGACAUUGUCUCGAAUUCACAGACUUUUGCAAACCUGUCUGAAGAUAUUGGAAAUUUUUGCUUGUCAUCUAUUCCUUUCACCAGAGAUGCCAGUAUUGCAGAUUUCGUAGAAAGUGCUGCAUACAUUAUUUGUUGUGCAGACUUUAUAAAAUCGAGGUUUUCGCAGACUUUCGUAAAAAUUUGCAGACUUUUGAAAUUAUCGCGACCUUUUUUUGUUUUUUUGUUCGCCAAGUCAGUUUAGCGUAUCAUACUUUAGAGAGAAAUUGCUGCCAGAAAGACAUAUUUGAUGACUGCAGAUUUUUUUUCGGAAAUACAGACUUUUGCAACCCUGUCUGAAAAUUUUGGAAAUUUUUCCCUGGCAUCUAUGCUUUUCACACUCUGGGUCUUUUUGUAGGUUUUGAGCACUCGAAAAACUGAUGUUUUCAGCAUUUUCAGCACUUUAGUCAGCAGGCUACUACGGAUUUUCCCGGUGUUUUUGAGUAAUAUUUUCUCUUCUUUCGAGCUCUAUUUGACAUUCGUUCUGAACGCGACCGACUACUUUGAUCCAAUUUGAACCAGUUGUUCUUCACGAUGGUGAAUGAACAGGUGACGAGAAUGUCCUAUGUUGUGAAUGUGGUUGGCAUUUUGUUUUUUUGUAAAAACAAGAAGAUAUUGGGAAGAAAAGUGUAAACAUUGAGCGUUUCAGGGUCAUCCGUCGAAUCAUGUCCAGUUGCUAGAACCGAGAGCAAAGUUUAAUUUCAUAGUUCCCAAGGAGGGAAUACUUGAUAACUUGAAAAAAUCAAACUACAUACCCAAAAACACCACAUAUUAGCUCUGAAAUAGAAUUUUGAGCCAUGUUUUGUUCCGAUGUUUACUUGCGACGAUCCCGACGCCGUUUUCGCUUGUGAAAACUGAAACUGACCCAGGGUAGUUUCAUCAAACAAACUCAUUUUUCACGAAACUGUGUUGGGUUCGCAUUUAGCAACGGGGGUUUGAUCAAACCUGAUAUAAAUAUCAGGUUUGAAACUGACUUGAUUUCCAGUUCACGUAACGUUAAAGCUAGGUUCGAAACAAGUUUCAAACAAACGGUUUGACAGCAGUUAGGGUUCGGUUAUUAUUUAUUUUGUGAGAAAAUUACAAAUUAAUUCUACAUCGUGACUGUUCUCCGUUGGAGUGUAAACAAAUCACUGUCAAAGCAGUUCGAGGGGCAUACCAAUGUACUUUUAGUCAGCCUUUUAUUUUAGCGCAAAUUGAAUUGUCAAAUCUUUUGUUAAUGUCGGUUAGAAAGCAGUUUAGUUUCUUUUUUUUGUUAAAUUACUCGUAAUUUAAAUUCAGAUAGUUUCACUCGCCAUUCGCUUGUAGUUUAUUAAAAAAAAGCUGCACUAAAAAUGGAUAAAUACUCAUUUUUUAAUGAUCCUAUUCACAACAAACACGUCUUAAAAACGGCUUCAGCCACAACACUAGCUAACAAGUAACAAUCGGAAGUUUACUACGAGUAAGAGAAUUAGUCAAUCCACGUCACUUGAUCAUAACUUUUAGUAAACACACUCACACACAGACCGAAGUAGACGAACGUUGGUGGUUCCAAUCGCCUUUUGGACCCGAACGUGUGUUCGUGUUCUGGUGUUGGUUGGUCGACGCGCAUUUAAAUUUUACUUUAGUGUAGUACCAAGCCACAUAUAGCCAGGUUAGAUACCGCGAGAUAAGAAUGCAGAUCUGCCCAGCAAAAGCAAAACGAGGGGCGAUGGUUUAUAUUUUCUUUCAUUUUUUUUUACUUAUUGAAUAGAAAGCGUUCGUACGAGGAAAGCUCUUCAAUUCGCAUACAACAAGUAAAUUGAUAAAAGACUUUACAUACUUUAAUUGUAUCUAUCAAUGUGAAAUAAAAACAAACAAUUUUAAACGUGUAAAAAUACAAUAAACUAUCUACAACCCGAUCAUCAGUUUAGAUGUUCAAUCAAGUGCGAGUUUUUAAUGCUAUAAUGUAAAGCACGAAAAUCAUCUGCAUCAAUGGUAACUAAUACGUGUCUUUUGCUAAUGAUCAGAGAAAAUAAGAAGGUCAAAAAGGUUGGAAACUCAAGAAAUAUAAAAGUGCUAAACGGUAA